This is a messenger RNA of Mangifera indica (mango), 3340 nucleotides long. Its product is annotated as phospholipase SGR2. Lineage: Eukaryota; Viridiplantae; Streptophyta; Magnoliopsida; Sapindales; Anacardiaceae. Gene Ontology annotation, cellular component: cytoplasm. The record is from RefSeq and is a predicted model, not a curated record. The coding region runs from base 185 to 2971 and encodes 928 amino acids. The transcript is spliced from 21 exons. Gene Ontology annotation, molecular function: metal ion binding; glycerophospholipase activity.
UGAAUAAAAAUGUUCUUUUCAUCAAUUCAUGGUUUCCACCUGACAUUCAACGUUCCAUCUACCCUUCAAUCGUCCAUUUUCAAUCAUUGCCUAGGUGGGUUUAUGCUUGUUUUGUGGUUUUAUUCGUUGGUCUUGUAGAAAUUGGGAAGCUGAGACAAAAAACAGAGAAUUUUGGUGGAGAAAAAUGCGGGAUUUGGAGGAGGAAACGAGUCCUGAUUUGCUGAAGAACACGCCCUCCAAUAUUGCAAGAUUGGAGGAUGUGAUUGAGAAUUCGAAAGGAAGGCAGAAGUAUUUGGCUCAGACUCGGAGUCCCUCUGAUGGCGGUGAUGUGCGGUGGUACUUUUGUAAAGUCCCUUUGCUUCCCAAUGAGCCAGCUGCUUCACUCCCACGAACUGAGAUAGUGGGAAAGAAUGAGUACUUUCGUUUUGGCAUGAGAGAUUCUCUUGCUAUAGAGGCAUCUUUCUUGCAGAGAGAGGAAGAAUUGCUCUCUAGUUGGUGGAAAGAGUAUGCAGAAUGUAGUGAAGGUCCUAAGGAGCAACCUAGUUCUAGUAUGAAGUUGGAAAAGCAACCAAGUCUUACUUCCUCAGAAAUUACUCUAUCAGCCCAGCUAUAUGAAGAAGAAGAAAGGGUUGGAGUUCCUGUAAAGGGAGGACUUUAUGAGGUAGAUUUGGCUAAGAGACAUUGUUUCCCUGUUUAUUGGAAUGGAGACAAUCGUCGUGUUCUUAGAGGUCAUUGGUUUGCUCGUAAAGGGGGCCUUGAUUGGCUUCCACUUCGUGAAGAUGUUGCUGAACAGUUAGAGAUUGCUUACUGUAGUAAGGUUUGGCGCCGGAGAAGAUUUCAACCUUCUGGACUAUUUGCUGCUCGAGUUGAUUUGCAAGGCUCUACCCCAGGACUUCAUGCACUUUUUACUGGUGAGGAUGAUACCUGGGAGUCUUGGCUCAAUGUUGAUGCUUCUGGUUUUUCUGGCAUCAUUAGUUUCAGUGGAAAUGGAAUUAAGUUAAGGCGUGGUUAUUCCCAUUCCCAGGCCAAAAAACCAAGCCAGGAGGAAUUGCGUCAACAGAAAGAAGAGGAAAUAGAUGAUUAUUGUUCUCAGGUUCCAGUUAAGCACCUUGUCUUUAUGGUACAUGGUAUUGGACAAAGGUUGGAGAAAUCUAAUUUGGUCGAUGAUGUUGGCAACUUUCGCCACAUUACAGCAAGUCUUGCUGAACAACACCUUACUCCACAUCAACGAGGCACUCAGAGAGUUCUUUUUAUCCCAUGCCAGUGGAGAAAAGGUUUGAAGCUCAGUGGUGAAACAACAGUUGAAAAGAUUACUUUGGAUGGUGUGCGGGGUUUGCGUGUCACGCUUAGUGCAACAGUUCAUGAUGUUUUAUACUACAUGAGCCCUAUCUAUUGUCAGGAUAUUAUCAACUCGGUUUCAAAUCAAUUAAAUCGGUUAUAUCUGAAAUUUCUUAAACGAAAUCCUGGUUAUGAUGGAAAGGUUUCCAUAUAUGGCCAUUCCUUGGGAAGUGUCCUCUCGUAUGACAUCCUCUGCCAUCAAGAUAAUCUAUCAUCCCCGUUUCCAAUGGAUUGGAUGUACAAGGAACACAAAGAUGCCAUCGAGGAAUCUUCACAUGCAAUGAACAAUCAAACUUCUAUUGGUGACUCUUUGACCAAUUUGAAGGGUACAAGCUCCGCUGAGAUGAUUGAAACUGUGGAUAAGGUAGGGUCUGCUGAUGAGGACAGGAUGAGUGUGCAAUCAACUCUACUGGAACAUGAGGAAGCACCUGGUGAAGAUUUUUCCGCCCCUGUGGAUACUGUCAUGUUGGGUACAGCAAAAGCUAUGGAGCAAACAGCUAAAGAAGAUGUUCAUGAAUUUAUUCAAAGUUCUAGUGACAUAGUUUCUUCAGAUAAUGGUGGCUUCAAUGAAGCUAACCACAUGAAUGGUGCUGGCUUGGAUGGCUUUCUGGAGAAAGCGGCUGAGGAAGGGAGCAAAGAUACUUGUGAUAAUGACAACAACACAAUUGAUCUUCUGGAGAAAGAGAUUGAUUGUCUGAAAGCCAAAAUUGCAGAAUUGGAAUCACGGAAUCAAGGUAGAGAUACCAAGGAGGUACUUCUAAUUGAGCCAAAGCAACCCAUAUCUGAGAAGCUUAAAACUGUGCCAGAUGAUGAGCCAAAGAAUUAUACCCCUUAUAUAAAGUACAAAAAGCUUGAAUUCAAGGUUGACACAUUUUUUGCUGUUGGAUCACCUCUUGGUGUCUUUCUUUGCCUCCGUAAUAUCCGUAUUGGAAUUGGAAAAGGACAAGAUUAUUGGGAUGAAGAAAAUAUAAGCGAAGAGAUGCCAGCAUGUCGUCAGAUGUUCAACAUUUUUCACCCAUACGAUCCUGUAGCAUAUAGAGUAGAACCACUUGUUUGUAAAGAAUUCUUCCCCUUACGCCCAGUUAUUAUCCCUUACCAUAGAGGUGGAAAGAGACUGCAUAUUGGAAUUCAGGAAUUUACAGAAGAUUUAGCUACUCGAUCUCAGGCAAUAGUGGAUCAGUUCAACUCUGUAAGGGCUAAAGUACUUACAGUUUGUCAAUCCAGAAAUGCAGAUGCCCUUGAAGAGGCUGAAAAUGCCGAAGAGAAAGAAGAAAGGACCUAUGGUGUUAUGAUGAUGGAGAGGUUAACUGGAAGUGCUGAAGGACGGAUAGAUCACAUGCUUCAGGAUAAAACCUUUGAACACCCUUAUUUACAAGCUAUUGGAUCCCAUACAAAUUAUUGGAGGGAUCAUGAUACUGCCCUUUUCAUAUUGAAACACUUGUAUCGAGAUAUACCUGAAGACCCCAAUUCAUCUACAUCUUCAGGCGAAGGCAACUCAAAGAGUGAGACUGCUUCCACCGGUUGGUCCGAUCAAAGACAGACAGCAGAAGAAGAACUUCCUCUGACAUUCUCCGACAGAAUGAUGGUUAGAAACUUCUCAAGGAAGGCUAAGAAGUUUAUGAAGAAGCACUGAUUAUAUCCGAACUCAACCGCUGUAUUUUACCUUUGCAAUCAUUGAUGAUGCCAAAACAUUGAAGGUAAUAGCAUUCAUGCAUUUGCGAUAUUAAUCAACAUAAUGUGGAAUUUUUGUCCCACAAAAAUUGCAUGAAGUCAUCUACUGGUAAAACUUACCGCUUGAUAAAUAGAUGAUAGUUUGCAAGUGUUUGUAAUAUGUAGUUUUGUGACACAGUAGAUGCAUUGUUUCUCAGUUGUUUAUGCACAUAGGUAGGCACACGCACCAAUUGAACUUACUGUGUAGAAAAUGUGUUGCUUGUAACGUAAGUUGUGUUGUAAAAGUUGAGGUGUAGAUAGAAUACAAUAAAAGCUUCUAAGAUUUUUUGGA